GUUUGUGCCAUAUUGGAAUGAGGUCGUGAACGACUAGGCGGAAAGAAACGGCAUCUAAAACCGACUUGAAAAACUAUUUACUGGUAAGAAUCAGAUUAUGUAACCAAAUACUCACAUACUAUAUUUUGUUUAUUACGAGCUUAAUAUGAUAUCAUGCAUUUUGAUGCUGUCUGCGUCUUUUUUCCCGUCUCUAAAAAAGAUGACUCGGGCUCGGUCGAGUGCAAGCGCCCUUAUUGCUCGCUACAGUGUAGCUAGCCUAUUGCUCAAGCCAUGACGUUCCAGUAACUUGACUUGGUCACAGACGUUUUUAGCAUGUGCCGAAUCAGCCGCAUUCGACUUGGUGCAUUUGGCAUCAGAACUGACCUAUAUGGAAUAAACACAGAAGCUAUGAAAUAUAUGUUAUUUCUUGCAUUCGGUGUCCUUCUCUUUAGUUCACGUUCCAGUGUGAAAGUUGGAUCAUCGGCGCUCGUGCCUGUGCAAAGCUAUUGCGUUAAUAGCUUGAAAAUCAUUGAAAGCAUCUAUCGAGAAUUCCCCGAAAAUGUUGUUACUGAACUUAAUCCAUUUAUCGCUCUUAUAUAAUAAAGGUUGCAAGCUUGAUAGUAGACGCCUCUGGUGUAUUUGACUUUAAAUCAAAUAGGCCUAGGAAUCUUUUAGAUUUUAUUUUCAUUUUAUUUCAUUGUUGUUGUAUGCCUAACAGAUAAAUUAUGCUAUAAACAUUGCCAUUUACACGUAGGCUACUCUAAGCACUAAGCUGCCUAUUUCUCUCCAACUAUAACUCCAAUUUCCCAGUUAUGCAACUUGAGUAAUCGCAGCAACAUUGUUUCAAUUGACCUUCUGCUAUAAACUGCAACAUUGUUUCAAUUGAUGUGCCAUAUAGCCUAAAUUGCAACAUUGUUUCAUUUGACAUGCCGAUGAAAUAUCAAUAUGAAGUGUUUUUUGCAUAAAAAUGUGAUAUCCACUUCUGCGGAUCAGGCUCUUCUAUGGGCAUUUACACGAAAAAUCCAGUUCGAAUGACAGUUUCAAUACUGUGCUUUAUGGGGACAACAACUGUCUUUUGACGUGCUUAUGGGGACAACUGUCUUCUGACGUGCGAUGGGCGCUCGGGCACCCCAGUUACAUUAGGCCACUAUUUGACAAUGGCAACAUACAACCCUGAAAUACAAUCUCUCAAAGAACAAGAAGCCUAUGUGUAGGCUAAUUGCCGACAAUAAGGAUUCAUAAACACAUCGUGUAGGCUAAUAUUGUUGAAAACGUGUUACACUUGAUGAAAAUACUCCCAUUAGUCUAAGGUUAUUCUUGACAUAAACCCAUUUCAUCAACAGACUUCACUUUCGUUUACAGUACGUUUCUAAAACCCUUGUGUGUCCAAUCAAUGCAUUUCUUUAACUUGCAUUUACUGCCCAGCGGCCACUCAGUGUGACUCAGAGGACUUAAUUCAGGCAAUGGCAUGUUAAGCACUGAUCAAAUGAUCCAAUAGCUGCUGGGAGGCGGUUGUAAAAAUCAGCGUGUGUUUGUGUAUGCAUUCUAGUUUCUCUUUCAGGGUGAGUCAGUGUAUAUUCUGGUGGAGAGAGUCAGGCAGGCAGUCAGUCUCAGUGGUGUAAAGUACUUAAGUAAAAAUACUUGAAAGUACUACUUAAGUAGUUUUUUGGUGUAUCAGUACUUUACUUUACUAUUUAUAUUUUUGAUUACUUUUACUUUUACUUCACUACAUUCCUAAAGAAAUGAUGUACUUUUUACUCCAUACAUUUUCCCUGACACCCAAAAGUAUUCAUUACAUUUUGAAUGCUUAGCAGGACAAUAAAAUUGUCUAAUUCACACAAUUAUCAAAAGAACAUCCCUGGUCAUCCCUACAGCCUCUUAUCUGGUGGAUUCACUAAACACAUGCUUCGUUUGUAAAUGAUGUCUGAGUGUGCCCCUGGCUAUUUACAUUUUUAGUCAUUUAGCAGACGCUCUUAUCCAGAGCGACUUACAGUUAGUGAGUGCAUACAUUUUCAUACUGGGCCCCCGUGGGAAUCAAACCCACAACCCUGGCAUUGCAAGCGCCAUGCUCUACCAACUGAGCUACACGGGGGCUAUCUGUAAAUAAAAUAAAAACAAGAAAAUGAUGCUGUCAGGUUUGCUUAAUAUAAGGACUUUGAAAUGAUUUAUACUUUUACUUUUACUUUUGAUACUUAAGUAUAAUUUAUCAAUUACAAUCACUUUUGAUACUUAAGUAUAUUUAAAACCAAAUACUUUUAGACUUUUACUCAAGUAGUAGUUUACUGGGUGACUUUCACUUCUACUUGAGUCAUUUUCUAUUAAGGUAUCUUCUUCUCAGCGUCAUUCAGACUUGUGUAUAUGUCAUAUUGAAGUAAUGAUUUAAAAAAACUUGCUGACAUUUUCAAUCCUUCUUUUUCUUUCAAUCAACAACUUUGAGAAUAUUUUUUUGAGAUAAUCAGUUAUUAUAAUGCAGCCCAACACUGAGGGCUGGCUCUUUGUAAAUAGCUAAAUGGCUCUGCUGCUCUUUUCAUCCUCUAGUGUUUGAGACGUGAGUGUGACCUCAAGGACAAUGAGGCCCUCAGCUGGAUAGCUGUGUGUGUGUGUGUGUGUGUGUGUGUGUGUGUGUGUGUGUGGGCAGCAGGGUUGUGGGUGAAGGGCUGAACCUGGGUUAUGUGGGUCGUGGUGUCCGGGCAGUGGUCAGGGGGACCCUGUCUGAUGGCUGUCUCCUCUUUAAUAGAGACAUCAGACAUGACAAAGACAGGCCUGACAGCCCUGCUGAAUGGAGCAGCAGUGACAGAGCAGCUAUCCUCUGCAUCCUUUACACAAACCUCUCAGCUAUUGUCAUCUCUAAUGCUCUCUCAUGCCCAGUAUAUAAAUGCUAUUUCUCUUGUUGUGUUAAGUUAUUUCAUCCGCUUUGUUGUCACAGAGUGGCUAUAGGCCCACAGCUCGACUUUGUUUCAAAGUUGUGGUCUGUUUGAGAUAUCUUUGGCCUCAUUUAGCAUUUUUAAAAAGUAUUAAGUCCUCUCUCAUACUUUUAGCAACUUAGCAAGGCCAUUUUGUACAAGCAAGGUCAUUUAGUAUUUUCAAAACACGUACCUAAAUAUUCUCUGUUUCACUUCUUCUCUCACGCACACUAACUAAACUUUGUUUAUGCUUCCAUUUGCUAAGCGCCCCUCCCCAUCCAAAAAACUAAAUGUAAGCACUGGACACAUUCAAAUUACAUCCCUUACACCAGCUAUGCCACUUUUACCAACAGCCUACUAUGCUUUCUUGCUUUCCUGGUUUUGGCUGUCAAACAGAUUUUAAAGAAUGAUGUCCAUCUUUUCUAGAUAAUAAUCAGUCUCUCCUUUCUUCCCCAGAGCUUCUAGACUUGGCCAGUAGGAGGAGCCAACAUGAGUCAUGAGUUGCUGGAGUCCGGUGAGUAACAACAUGGACCUGCAGCUUUGUUACUGGUGGAGAGGGCUUUCUGACAUAACAUAAUUAACCUGUGUGUGUGUGUGUGUGUGUGUGUGUGUGUGUUGCAGAUGGGGACUCUAGUCAGGAUGUGUCUGACUUUAACUGGGAUGACUAUCUGGAGGAGAACGGGGCAGUGUCUGUGCCCCACCAUGCCUUCAAACAUGUAAGUACUGAGACUAUUUACACUCCUCAUAACCACACACAAUACGCAUACACUGUUGAUCAAUAGUUGACCUUAUAAGAGCUUUUCAUAUAUCAUUCUCUCCAGGUGGACCAGGGCUUGCAGACGGGUCUGACUCCAGGUAUGAAGCUGGAGGUGUGUGUGCGUUCAGAGACUGACCAACCCUACUGGGUGGCCACCAUCAUCACCACCUGUGGCCAGCUGCUCCUCCUGCGCUACGAAGGUUACCACGACGACCGCCGCGCCGACUUCUGGUGUGACAUCAUGACGGCUGACCUCCACCCCCUGGGCUGGAGCCGGGAGCAGGGCAAACCCAUGAGACCCCCCGAGGGUGAGGGAGAUAGGGCUGGGGAGGGAACUCAGUGGGAUGGCUGUUUUGAAUUAUCUCUUCCACGCCCAACUAGUUGUACGAGGGUUAUUACGAGGUUAUUACAGUGAAAUCUAGACCUGAGUUUUUCAAAGACAUUUCCCAAGCUUGUUUUGAUAUUCUGUAACCAUGUCUCUCCAUCGCCCCCCUCAGGUGUGAGAGAGAAGCAACCAGACUGGGAGGGCGUCCUGGAGAAAGCCCUAGCUGAGAAGUGCAGUGCACCUGCCAACCUGCUGGAAGGGGUGAGAGAGGCUCAGUUGUAAACUGGAACAACUGGGAAUGUAUGCCAGAUAAGCAAGGGUUUUGAGCUCCCUUUGUAUCAGUAAGGGUAUUGGUGAGUGUAACCUAGCAUGUCCUUACUUGUGUGUGUGUGCCUGCGUGCUUACGCGUGUGUGUAUAGCCCCAGCGAGGUAAGGACCCGGUGGACCUGCUGUCUCCAGGCUGCAGUGUGGAGCUGCAGGACAGUGUUGACCCUGGGGUGGCGUGGGGCGCUGAGGUGGAGGAGAACAUGGGUGGCAGGCUGAGACUACGUCUAGCGGGCACAGAGGGGCUCCCUGAUACACACUCCACCCUCUGGCUCUACUACCUGCACCCCCACCUCCACCCACCUGGCUGGGCCAAGGAGCACAGCUGCACCCUCACGCCUCCUUCAGGUAAACUGCUCUUUUCAAAAAGAUCUUGGGUGAAUUACGUUUCAAGAUGCAAAAAGCAACAAAUGAUUCAUGAAUAAAGGUUGUGUUUUUUUACUGUUUUAAUAUGAUAAUCUGUGUGUGUGCUUGCUUGUUUCAGCUCUGGUCCCCCUGCACACGGAGGAGGAGUGGGAGGAGGUCAGACAGAGGAUCAGUGAUCAGCCUCAUGAUGAUGCCCUCUCUGAAGAGUUCUAUAAGGUAAAGGCACUACCAAGCAGUAUGUACUAACACUACAAGGGUCUGUGGAAUACCAGUGCAAUAUUGAUAGAACGAGCCAUCACUGUGUGUGUGUGUGUGUGUGUGUGUCUGCUUCAGGACCGGCCUGCCGUUGCUGCCCACUGCUUCACUGAGGGGAUGAAACUGGAGGCCGUUGACCCUGCGUACCCUUUCUGCAUCAGUCCUGCCACCGUUACCAAGGUGAGAACCUCUUUACUGGCCCCGUCUCACCUCAGGCUCCUAGAAUUGUCUGAAUACGUUCUUCUCAGACCAGAGAUGAUUAAUAUGACUGGGUUGGAUGAUGGCAGUACAGUAGUAAAGGCACUCCAGCCCACCCAACAGUUUGCACUAUAUUGUUGUUGCAUAUUCAGUCCACUCAGAUCAGUGGUCACCUCAGGACUAGGAGAGUAGAAAUUUGCUAAGAUAAAUCCUGACAUAGUACCCAUGUAAACUCUGGUAGCCUACCCACUCCAAGUAGAAGUGGAAGUCAUUGAGAUACAGUAUGGUAGUGUAUGUGAGGCUAGCUUUGGGUGUGAUAUGGUUAUGGAACAAGGGUAGGGUAACUACUGCAUAGAGCAGACAUGACCCACUGGGCACACACUGGUUAAACUAACGUGGAAUAGAAGUUGAUUUAAUGUCUGUGCCCAGUGGGGAGUGUGAUGUGAUACCCUAACUCUCCUCUUCAGGUGUUCAGUGAUGAGUGCUUCCUAGUAAAGAUGGACAGUCUCCGUGGUGAUGAUUCGGGGGCAGAGGGCGUUGGGUCCUUCCUGUGUCACAGGGACAGUCCUGGGAUCUUUCCUGCCCAGUGGAGCCUGAAGAAUGGCCUCCCGCUCAGCCCCCCUCCAGGUGAGGAAACGCUAGUAACAUUUACAGAGCUACUUUUAAUAAUGUGCUCAGUUAUUAUUUUUAGGCUUUAGCUAAUUGUAUUGUGUUCUCUCUCUCCGUUUGUGUAGGGUACCAGGGGCAGGACUUUGACUGGGCAGACUACCUGAAACAGUGCGAGGCUGAGGCAGCACCCCAACACUGCUUCCCCACAGUGAGUCAAGCUCUGUCUGACAUAGAACAAUGCUAUAUAACAUGAGUGUAUAGCUUGGGUGAACAGGGGACAUGAAUAAUCUCUCUCCUGAUGUAUCUCUGUCUACCUCUCAGGAACAGUCUGAUCACAGCUUUAAAGAGGCCAUGAAGUUGGAGGCGGUCAACCCACUCUCACCUGAGCACAUUCACGUGGCAACGGUAACCAAGGUCAAAGGGCAACAUAUCUGGCUUGGCCUGGAAGGUGAGAACCUGUAGCUACGUAUCAUAUCUGGGCCCUGCAUUUUUAAAUCUUAGUCUGAAACCAUUUGAGUGUGAGCUUGUGCACACUGAUGGUAUUAAUAUUAGAUCAUUAAUUAGUUAUGUGGGUCUAAAUAAGUUGUGUCUCUGUGUGUCUAGGGCUGAAACAGGCUAUACCAGAGAUGAUCGCUCAUGUGGACUCGUUGGAUAUGUUCCCUGUCAGCUGGUGUGAGACCAACGGUUACCCCCUGCUGUACCCCAUCAAGCCCAAAGGUGGGUGUCCCAAAAUAAGAUCACUUUGUGUCCCUCUCUAAUCUGAAGGGGAGCCACUAGCAUGCCACAAUAUGCAUGGAAGUGUUAACCAUUGCAGUCAGCGUAUUUGACAGUACUCUGUAUAGUUUCAGUAGAGUUUUAUUAAUGGUGAUUAUACAUUGUCUUACAGUUGAGAAGCAGAGGAGGAUUGCUGUGGUGCAGCCUGAGAAACAGUAAGUAGGCCUAUGGGAAAGGGAGGAAUCUAUCAUUGGCUGGUCAUUGGCUGUUUGUCCACUUUUGAUUGGUUAACACUCCAGUCCCAUGCACUUUGACCCCUAACCUGUAUCUUUGUCCCUACAGCCGAGCACUACCCAAAUCCACAACACCUGACACACUCAAGCUGCAGGUGGCCAGCCAAUCAGAGACUGGUGAGUGUUUCUCAUGUAGACAUUCCAGAUAAAUACAUUAGUAGGGUUUCUAACCUGAGGCACAGCCCUUACAUUGUGUGUGAUGUGUUUGUGAACAGGACAGGGGAAUGGAAAGUACUGCUGUCCCAAGAUCUUCUUCAACCACCGCUGCUUCUCUGGCCCCUACCUGAAUAAGGGCCGCAUCGCUGAGCUGCCCCAGUGUGUCGGCCCUGGCAACUGUGUCCUGGUGCUCAAAGAGGUGAGGAGCACCUGGGUGGGAUUGGAACAACCGUACUAUACUAUGAUAGGGCUGUGGAUAUUUUGUCAGCCAGUAACUGUCAUGCAAAUGACUGCUGUUCUCACGUUAAUUUACCAUUAAUUAACAUAAACACCUUAAGCAUCUCCGGGCUUCCACGUAUACAAGCUGCUGAUGCACGCCUUUGGAACAUCUAGGCCUACAUUUUAAAAAGUCUAACAGGUUAAAACAGGUCCUAUAUGCUACUCUUAAUUUAGAGUUAAUUGGUAACUUUAGUUGUGAUAGGUAUACAAACCAUACAAAUAAAAACAUAUGGGCUGCAUGAUGCGACUCUAUAUUGAUGAUUUGGAACAAGUUGCCAAAAAAGGCAUGCGCUCUAAUCCUUGCGCUUCCCGCAGAGAGAGAGAGAGAAUUGCAUUGCUGCUCUGCUUGUGUGGCAAGCAAAUUGGGAGAUAUCUAGAUGGAAUUCAAAUUAUAGAAUUAAAAGUGAAAUGAGAAGGAAAGGCUACAACGACCAAAAGCCAACCGGUAGGCUGCUACUUAAUAUUCUGAAUGGAGUUGUUGUUAUUUGUAGGCUAACUGUAGGACGGUGAGAAGUGCAGUAGCGUUAUGGCUAGCCUCAAUUAGCCCAGUUACUUGCUUCUCUCGGUUUGAUGCAGUCAAGGCAGGUAGGCUACUAUGCAACCGGAUGGAUGAUAAAUAACUAGCAAGAAGUUAGUCUACUAGCACGAGAUAACAGUGGUUGCUGUGUCUUUCUCCCUCCGUACCUGCUCCGGUGCUCCGAGCCUCCUGCGUCUUACUCACACUCACACACCACACGGCCCCUCCCCUGCUCCAUAGUAGUUGGAGCUGCUCUCUCUCACUUUCUCCCUAGCGCCGGUUAAUAAAGUAGCAAAACAAUUUGCUUUUCUGAUCGUUAUCUUUAGGUCAGUUCGGAAUGUGUUUUUAAAAUGUCAUUAUGCAUUUUGGGUCCAGGGCUUUCCCGUGACCAUUUCAGAACGGGACCUCUUAACACCCAUCACCAUUUGUCCUCAUCAUUCAGAUUAUUCAAAUUCAAUCAUAAAUUGUUUAGAGAGUAAUUAGAGGGACUAUAGAGCGCUGAAUACCAGGCCAUUAGUGAGGGCCGUUAGCAAGUUGGGUAGGCUACCCAUAAGCGGCAUUCAUUCAUGCAGUUUUGGAUGGGAUUACCGUGACCAACGGUCACAUGUCAUUUUACUGUGGUCAUGACUCGUGACUGUCGGUGUGGAGGUAAUACGGUCACCGCGACAGCCUUGCACUAUGAUGUUAUAACUGUAUUACGUUGUACUAAAACUACGUGAACUAAACUACUCAAAUCUCCUUAGGGCAGUUGGUAAUAGGGUGAAAUCUUGCUAUCCCAGAGAUCACUCCUGACUUCCCACUUAGACUGGGAACAGUAUCCAUGCUAACCCCUUCAUGUCUCUCUCCAUCUCCCUGUGUCCUGUCCAGGUGUUGAGUCUGCUGAUCAACUCAGCCUACAAGCCCAGCCGGGUGCUCAGGGAGCUGCAGCUGGACCAGGAGGACCGCUGGCACGGCCAUGGAGAGACGCUCAAAGCCAAGUGAGAAACACAUGCUCCAUCAUAACGUCAUUACAAUCACCCAAUGCACUUUCUACAUAGAUUCAAUCUAAACUUUUCUGCUCAUGUUUAUGGUUGAGUUGAUGAUUGAAGUGUGUACUGGGAUUGGCUAAGCUGUCCUAGCGUUGCUAACCUGAGGAUCUGUUUUUGACCGGCAGGUACAAGGGAAAGAGUUACCGGGCUACGGUGGACAUAGUGCGUACGGCGGAUCGCGUGGCAGAGUUCUGUAGGAAGACCUGCAUCAAGCUGGAGUGUUGCCCAAACCUGUUUGGACCUCGCAUGGUUCUGGAGCGCUGCUCAGAGAACUGCUCUGUGCUCACCAAGACCAAAUACAGUACGUGUGACCUACUCAAUCGCUCUAGAUCAAAUACAUAUGAGUGUUCAGAAAUCAGGUGUUAUGGAGAUAAAGAGGCACUCAAAGCUGAUAUGCAAGGGGGGAAAAUCAACAAAUAGGGGACGCAGUGUCUGUUUUAUGUGUACUUCAUUAUGUACCUACAGUGCAUUUGGAAAGUAUUCAGACCCCUUUACUUUUUCCACAUUUUGUUACGUUACAGCCUUAUUCUAAAAUGGAUUAAAUUAAACAAAUUAGUUAUCAGUCUACACACAAUACUCCAUAAUGACAAAGCAAAAACAGAAAUACCUUAUUUACAUAACUAUUCAGACACUUUGCUAUGAGACUCGAAAUUGAGCUCAGGUGCAUCAUGUAUCCAUUGAUCAUCCUUGAGGUGUUUCUACAAUUUGAUUGGAGUCCACCUGUGGUAAAUUCAAUUUAUUGGAUAUGAUUUGGAAAGACACACACCUGUCUAUAUAAGGUCCCACAGUUGACAGUGCAUGUCAGAGCAAAAACCAAGCCAUGAGGUUGAAGGAAUUGUCCGUAGAGCUCUGAGACAGGAUUGUGUCAAGGCACAGAUGUGGGGAAGGGUACCAAAAAUGUUAUUCAGCAUUGAACGUCCCCAAGAAGACAGUGGCCUCCAUCAUUCUUAAUUGGAAGAAGUUUGGAACCACCAGGACUUCCUAGAGCUGGCCGCCCGGCCAAACUGAACAAUCAGGGGAGAAGGGCCUUGGUCAGGGAGGUGACCAACAACCCGAUGGUCACUCUGACAGAGCUCCAGAGUUCCUCUGUGGAGAUGGGAGAACCUUCCAGAACAACCAUCUCUGCAGCACUCCACCAAUCAGGCCUUUAUGGGAGUGGCCAGACGGAAGCCACUCCUCAGUAAAAGGCACAUGACAGCCCGCUUGGAGUUUACCACAAACACCUAAAGGACUCUCAGACCAUGAGAAAAAAGAUUCUCUGGUCUGAUGAAACCAAGAUUGAACUCUUUGGCCUGAAUGCCAAGCGUCAUGUCUGGAGGAAACCUGGCACCAUCCCUACGGUGAAGCAUGGUGGUGGCAGCAUCAUGCUGUGGGGAUGUUUUUCAGCGGCAGGGACUGGGAGACUAGUCAGGAUCGAGGGAAAAAUGAACGGAGCAAAGUACAGAGAGAUCCUUGAUGAAAACCUGCUCCAGAGCGCUCUGGACCUCAGACUGGGGCGAAGGUUCACCUUCCAACAGGACAACGACCCUAAGCACAUGGCCAAGACAACGUAGGAGUGGCUUCGGGACAAGUCUCUGAAUGUCCUUGAGUGGCCCAGCCAGAAACCGGACUUGAACCCGAUCGAACAUCUCUGGAGAGACCUGAAAAUAGCUGUGCAGAGAAAAAUGGGAGAAAUGCCCCAAAUUCAGGUGUGCCAAGCUUGUAGCGUCAUAACCAAGAAGAAUCGAGGCUGUAAUCGCUGCCAAAGGUGCUUCAACAAAGUACUGAGUAGAGGGUCUGAAUACUUAUGGAAAUGUGAUAUUUCCGUUUCUUUUUUAAAUGUUUUUUGCAAAAAUGUCUAAAAACCUGUUUUUGCUUUGUCAUUAUGGGGUAUUGUGUGUAAAUUGAUGAGGGGGAAAAAACGAUUUAAUUAAUUUUAGAAUAAAGCUGUAACGUAACAAAAUGUUGAAAAAGUCAAGGGGUAUGAAUACUUUCUGAAUGCACUGUAUGUCGAUGAUAAUAAAGUAUUGGAUGCAUAAUGCUCAGGAGGACUGAGAUUGGAGUAUUGAUUUGUUCUUUGAAGCUUAUUACUAUGGUAAGAAGAAAUGUAAGCGAGUGGGCCGCCCACCAGGGGGGCAUUCUAACCUAGAAGGAGGGGUGAAGAGAAGAGGUAGAAGGAGGAAGAGGAGAAAGCAACUCUUUGUCCAUAAGAAGAGGCGCUCCUCAGCCUCACUGGACAACACACCUGCCGGUUCACCACAGGUAACAGACACACUCGCACACACACACACACACACACACACACACACACACACACACACACACACACACACACACACACACACACACACUCACACUCACACUCCUAUCCAGAUAUAUUUAAACUGAACAAUCCCUUUCUCUAACACAGGGGAGUGGAGAUGAGGAGGAUCUGGAUGAUGGGGACUCUCUGAGUGACGAUACUGGCUCUGAGCUCCAGGAUGAUCAGGACGAUUCAGAAUAUUCCAUUGGGAAGUCUCAACCACCCACCCCAUCCCCUUCUCCUCCUGCAACGCCCAGGCCCACCCGAAAACGCAGGAAACCUCGCUCCCCAUCUUACUCUGAUGAUGAGAACCACCCACCUUCACCAAAGGUAGACUACUGUGCCUUGACUAUUUGUUUGUUCACUGUGAAUAGACGGUUGGGUGUUUAGCAACAAAACCGACACGUGCACAACUAUGGGGCAAAACUGACAGUUUGGCUUAGAUUGUUGACAAGAUGUUAACUAUAUUUUGUCUCCAAUGUUUAUUGAAAACAUAAAUACAUUUGCACAAUGAGCACUUGUUGUCUCUCAAAUACAUCGUUACAGUUGUUGGUUAGCUAGCUAGCAAGUUUUAGCCAUAUUAGCAUAGACGUGACAUCAGUCAAAAUACCUCAAAACAAGGCAUGGUAUCAAGAACAAGAUCAAACUAGCUGAAACGAGCCACCUACGACUCCCCACAUGGCAGCUUCUUGUCAUUGUUGCUAGCCAUCUGGCCAUCCAGAAUCACAACACAUGACCUUCUGCCCCAUUGAAGUGUGAGCAUUGUUUAAUUUGACGUUGUCAGCUAACCCGUCUAUAUAUAUAGUAUAUUGAAUGGUCUGGGUCUUAUUGCCCCUGUUAAAGUUAAAACCCAUAAUUAACUGCAUAUCUGUGUUCUGCAGAGUUCGAGAGGUGAGGCUCCCCAGAAACUGUGUUUGGACACCAGUCCCCUGGAGUGGAGUGUGACUGAUGUGGUGUGUUUCAUCAGGACCACUGACUGUGCUCCCCUGGCACGUAUCUUCCUGGAUCAGGUAUUAAUCACACACAGACACACACACACAUACACACACAGAAUCAUUCUCUCGAUGUCACGAGGGUCUAUGUCGUCUAAGUAUGACCAAGGCGCAGCGUGUCCAAGAAACAUGACUUUAAUGUGGAAACACACGACAAAACAAAACACGACUCAAUGACGUCCUCAGUUACACCGACUGAAUAUAGAACAAUGGAACAAAAACCCACAACCACAAAGUGAAAACACACAGUUUAAAUAUGGCUCCCAAUCAGAGAUAACGAGCCGACAGCUGACACUCGUUACCUCCGAUUGGGAGUCAUUGACCAAUCACCACUAAACACAAACAAAUGAAACACACCCAUCCCCAACACCACCAAAUGAAAUACACCCUGGCUCUAACACACAGUCCCGGAGCCAGAGUGUGACAGUACCCCCCCCCAAAGGCGCGGACUCCGACCGCGCCUAACCCAAAAAAUGGGGAGGGCUGGGUGGGUGUUGCUCCUCGGAGGCGGCUCUGGCACUGGUCGUGGUCCCCACCCCACCAUAGUCACUACCCGCUUUAGUAGCCUCCUCCAUUUGACCACCCUACAACCUAACCCACCUGGAUUAAGGGGCAGCACCGGACUAAGAGGCAGCACCGGACUAAGGGGCAGCACCGGACUAAGGGACAGCACCAGGAUAAGGAGCAGCACCGAGCUAAGGGACAGCACCGGACUAAGGGGCAGCACCAGGAUAAGGGACAGCACCAGGAUAAGGAGCAACACCGAGCUAAGGGGCAGCACCGGACUAAAUGGCGGAUCCUGGCUGGCUGGCUCUGGUGGAUCCUGGCUGGCUGGCGGAUCCUGGCUGGACGGCUCUGGCGGAUCCCGGCUGGACGGCUCUGGCGGAUCCCGGCUGGACGGCUCUGGCGGAUCCCGGCUGGACGGCUCUGGCGGAUCCCGGCUGGACGGCUCUGGCGGAUCCCGGCUGGACGGCUCUGGCGGAUCCCGGCUGGACGGCUCUGGCGGAUCCCGGCUGGACGGCUCUGGCGGAUCCUGGCUGGACGGCUCAUGGCUGGCUGACGGAUCUGGCUGCCCAUGGCUGGCUGACGGAUCUGGCUGCUCAUGGCUGGCUGACGGAUCUGGCUGCUCAUGGCUGGCUGACGGAUCUGGCUGCUCAUGGCUGGCUGACGGAUCUGGCUGCUCAUGGCUGGCUGACGGAUCUGGCUGCUCAUGGCUGGCUAACGGAUCUGGCUGCUCAUGGCUGGCUGACGGAUCUGGCUGCUCAUGGCUGGCUGACGGAUCUGGCUGCUCAUGGCUGGCUGACGGAUCUGGCUGCUCAUGGCUGGCUGACGGAUCUGGCUGCUCAUGGCUGGCUGACGGAUCCUGGGGACGCACACAAGGCCUAGUGCGUGGUGCCGGAACUGGUGGUCCCGGGCUGAGGACACGCAUCUCAGGGCUAGUGCGGGGAGCAGCAACAGGACGCACAGGACUCUGGGGACACACAGGAGGCUUGGUGCGAAUAGCCGGAACGGGCUGGACCAGGCUGGCGACUCGCACCCCUGGUUUGGUGCGAGUGGCAGGAACAGGCCGGGCCGGGCUGGCGACGCACACCGUAGGCUCCGUACGUGGCACAGGAACCGGCCGGGCUGGGCUGGCGACGCACACCGUAGGUUUCCUACGUGACGCAGGGACAGGCCGGGCUGGGCUGGCGACGCACACCGUAGGCUUCGUACGUGGCGCAGGAACAGGCCGGGCUGGGCUGGCGACGCACACCGUAGGCUUCCUACGUGGCGCAGGGACAGGCCGGGCUGGGCUGGCGACGCACACCGUAGGCUUCGUACGUGGCGCAGGAACAGGCCGGGCUGGGCUGGCGACGCACACCGUAGGCUUCCUACGUGGCGCAGGGACAGGCCGGGCUGGGCUGGCGACGCACACCGUAGGCUUCGUACGUGGCGCAGGAACAGGCCGGGCUGGGCUGGCGACGCACACCGUGGGCUUGACGCGUGGAGUAGACACAGGCCGGUCCGUACUGGGAACACACACCACUGGCCUUAACCGGGGCUCAGGAACGGGCCGGACCGGACUGGUAACACACUUCAGUCUCUCACGCCGUGCCACAACAACUUCCCUCCCUCUACUCGCCAAUGGCUCCCGUACUCCGGUAGCCUUCUCUCCACGUCUACCUGUGGCAGCCUCCUGCUGCCCAGCCGCCCAAGCCAUGUGCCCCCCCCCAAAAAUUUCUUGGGGUUGCCUCUCGUUCUUCCGACGAUGGCCCUGCCGACGCCGUUGCUCCUCUCUCCGUCGCCUCUCCACAGUUUCGCUCCAUGGACGGCGAUCCAUCCCAUCCAGGAUCUCCUCCCAAGUCCAGGACCCUUUUCCGUCCAAAAUCUCCUCCCAUGUCCAGACCCUAGGCUCCUGGACACGCUGCUUGGUCCUUUGAUGGUGGGUUUUUCUGUCACGAGGGUCUAUGUCGUCUAAGUAUGACCAAGGCGCAGCGUGUCCAAGAAACAUGACUUUAAUGUGGAAACACACGACAAAACAAAACACGACUCAAUGACGUCCUCAGUUACACCGACUGAAUAUAGAACAAUGGAACAAAAACCCACAACCACAAAGUGAAAACACACAGUUUAAAUAUGGCUCCCAAUCAGAGAUAACGAGCCGACAGAUUGAAAAUGUACCAGCCUGAAUAACAUGAUGCGCUGUUCUAAGUUGUCAAAUGAGGGUUUGUAAAGUCAUGAAAAGUAAUAGAAAUUAUUUUCAUAAUUGUUGUUAAUGUAAUUCAUGAAAGCACACUUUUAAAUAUGAUCAAUCAAUUAAAAAACGACAUAUCAGCCACAAUUCCCCCUUAUUGAAUGAGGGAAUUGUAUAAAGACAAAGGUAUUUGCUUGUAAUGUUGAAAAAGCCAAGCCUGCACACCCAGGAGCUCUCCAGAUGGAGGGUUGACCACAUGUUGACAACAUGUGACUAACAGUGCAGUUCUAUGUGGGGAGGCUAGGUGCCUUGAUCAAGGGCACAACGGCAGGAUCAGACGCAGCAGCUUUCCAGUGUCAAUAAUGCUUAACCUUUUCAUGUAGGCUAUAAUAAUUGUCAUGAAAAUGUGGUUAAAGGUCAUGGAUAACAGUGAAUAAUCAGAGGUCUCUAUAGCAUAAUGUCAUUUGUGAAUUUCGGUAAACAUAGUCUAAUGGACCGACUUGGAAAAAGACAGCUCCUGCACUUCUUCCAUCCCAAGUCAAGCACUGGUGUACAGUGUGGCUUAAAUCCAUUACCAUUGUUGUCUAACCCCAUGGCCGUGCUUGUGUUUUCAGGAGAUUGAUGGACAGGCUCUGCUUCUGCUCAACCUGCCCACACUACAGGAGUGUAUGGAGCUGAAACUGGGACCAGCCAUAAAGCUGUGUCACCAUAUCGAAAGGGUCAAACUGGAAUUCUACCAGAAAUUUGCAUCAUAG
Molecule: messenger RNA, 15405 nt
Organism: Coregonus sp. 'balchen'
Lineage: Eukaryota; Metazoa; Chordata; Actinopteri; Salmoniformes; Salmonidae
Source: the annotation of a GenBank genome assembly